This is a messenger RNA of Guyanagaster necrorhizus, 939 nucleotides long. Its product is annotated as Di-copper centre-containing protein. The transcript is spliced from 11 exons. NCBI's taxonomy places the organism in Eukaryota, Fungi, Basidiomycota, Agaricomycetes, Agaricales, Physalacriaceae. Bases 1 to 939 code for a protein of 312 amino acids. Gene Ontology annotation, molecular function: oxidoreductase activity. The record is from RefSeq and is a predicted model, not a curated record.
AUGCUCAUAUUGGCAAUUGUUUUCGUAACCGACCUCUUGGUUUGGGCCCUCGUCUCUCUCGUCGUACUAUCGACUCUGACUGUAUCAACGUCGGUUUGUCCAAGUCACUGCAAGCGCCCCGCGGUCAGAAAGGAAUGGUGCACGCUGUCACUACGAGAAAGGAAGGAAUGGAUCACUGCUGUCAACUGUCUGGCAACCCUACCUCACGAUGAAACUUUGACUCCUAUGGUUAAGCCAAGCAACAUAGUCGGUGUGAAUGCUUCUGGUUCAUACUACGAUGACAUUGUGCACAUGCACAUGGAUAUGAACCACAAGAACGCUCUAAAAGACAAAUGCGGUUACAAGAGGACCUCUCCCUAUUGGAAUUGGGCGUCCGAUUCAAGCGACGUAAACAGGUCUACCAUCUUUGAUCCUGACCCAGAAAACGGUCUUCACAUCGGUGUCUAUACUACGUUCCGACUCUCGUAUCCGUCUUACCAUCCUUUGCGACGAAACUUCACGAUACAGCCAUAUCUAGGGUUAUCCUCAGACUUUUUCCCUAAUCAAGAGCUCUUGGCCAAUAGCAGUUUCACGCCGGAAGUGGUCCACGAUCUAGUAUACGGAUAUGUGGGCGAUUUCAAGGGGUUUCAAACGAGUUUCGACAACCUCGGAGGCGUCUGUCCAUCAGAUUCUACCGUCUGUCAACCCGGUCCGACGUUGUCUGCGAGUGAACCGAUAUUUUGGCUACAUCAUGCGACGGUCGACAAAGUUUGGUAUGAUUGGCAGAAUGCGAAUGAGGCCAAUGCACGAGCGUUUGAAGGUGGAAGCAGUUUCCCCAAUGGUGGCCCUCCGAAUCUUCAUAUGGAUUCGAUCACCACUGGUGAAGGCUUAUUUGAUAAGUUUAUUAUAAGUGAUGUUAUCAGCACCACAGACGGGAUUCUGUGUUAUUCAUAUGAGUAA